Messenger RNA from Melitaea cinxia (Glanville fritillary), 3863 nucleotides. RefSeq lists its product as uncharacterized. Bases 201 to 3674 code for a protein of 1157 amino acids. NCBI's taxonomy places the organism in Eukaryota, Metazoa, Arthropoda, Insecta, Lepidoptera, Nymphalidae. The transcript is spliced from 6 exons. The record is from RefSeq and is a predicted model, not a curated record. Gene Ontology annotation, molecular function: nucleic acid binding; zinc ion binding.
UUCUAAACGUAAUAAUAAUCUGUGGCGUCAGUUUUCGGACUCGAAAUGUAGUGUCAGACGUGUCCAUAAACCAAAAUAAAUACAAAUCCUUUUUUCGUUAUUUGUAAUGGCCGCAGCAGUUUGAAAAUUGCUUUUAAUACAUCUUUCGAUUAUGUUGAUUUCCUGUUAUAUUUUAUUAGACCUAAAUUUCCGAUAUAAACAUGGAGGAGGAGCUUAGCGAAAAUGAAUUGGAGGAACGGAUGUAUGCUAUGAUACAUUAUGUCGACGAAACUCAGGCAAACGUAAGCAGCAAUCAAAAAGAAAUUGAUGUUCUCCAAAAUGCACCUCGCAGUACCGUACGACGGUACUGGCGUACUAGUGGUGACCAAAACUCCAUCUACCAGAAGAUAAAUAUCCCGAAAGAGCCCGUCAACAACAAAGAUGUGAUUGAAAACAAUCAGUCGAAGGCAAAAGAUGAGAAAAAGAGCCCGACAAAUUCUACUGUCGAUUUGUCAUUUUUUCAACAACCAGUUUCUCAUAACGUUAAGAAAACCAUAGAAAUACUCGAGAAUGACGACGUAAACCGCGUUGUGGAGCUAGAAACAAGCGAUGAAGAUGAAGUCGUUGAAAUUGCCUUGCCUCCAAAACCAACUAUUACAAUUGAUAGUUCGGAUGAUGAUGAUGUUUGUGCUGUGUCCACAGACAAUUCUAAUAAAAAGAAUGAAACUAAACCUGUACAAGACAAACCUGGUGACAGAGAUGUAUCAUCCAGUCCUGUCCCGUCUGUGGUUUCAUCAGUUUCUGAUGAAUUUAUCAGAGGUGAUUGUAUAGCACUAAAUAUUUCUUCUAAACAUCCUAACAAUCAAAGUUUCGAUUUCAGUCUUCAUGGCUCCGAUCUCUUAGAUCAAACACCUUCAAAGAAAAAAAAGAAAAAGAAGAGCAAAGAGGCUACGUCUACCCCAUUGUCAACUCCCACACUUAACAAAUCUACUGUUAAUUCAGUGGAAGAAUGUUUCGCAACACCAAAAAGCAAAGCCAAAAAUAAGAGGCAAAGAACUAAAUCCUACCGAGUUUCUGAGAAAAGUGUUCCAAGUGCUGACGUCUAUGAUUCAGACAGCAAUCACUCAAUAGUCGAAAACAAUAAAACUCAGAGUCCCUAUACAGUUACAGCUAAGUGUUUGCCAAGUACUGAUGUUUAUGAAUCAGACUCAAACCAGUCUGACAAAAAUCGGACGCAAUCUGUGAAUCCAUCAUCAAAAAAUGUCGAAAACUCGGAUACCAGCAUACCAGAUAUUGCUCUUACUGAAACAUUAAAAUCUCAUAAAAAGAGUACUUAUGAAGCUUUAAACAAAAAUGUUAUCGUUGAUCUUACGGAACCAGACAAUAUCACCAUAGAUGAAAACAUAGUUAUGGCAAAUGUAUCUGGGUUUACCGAAGUAGAACACUAUAGUGAAGAAAACGUAAUCCCUCAAAGUGAUGUAUCAAAGUGUGGAUCAACUAAAAUACCAGCCAUAUUGAAUGCUGAUCUUGACUUUGAUAACUUGAAAGGUAAUAAGACUUGCAAACGUCGACGGUACUCUCUCACUACUCUCAGGGCAGAAAUGGAAAAGUUUUAUAAUGAAAGCUGGGGAGGAGAAGAGUUCAAUCAUCGGGAAAUACAAAAGAAUAUGUCCAGAGACAAAAGUUUAUGGGUUAUUGACCCUAAAGAUAGAAUGCCAUCAUCAUCGAAACGCAAAGUCACAUGCAAUUAUUGUAAUCGUGUUGGUCACCGUGAUGACACAUGUCGCAUGAAGCCACCGAUUUGUUACAUGUGUGGCUCGACAGGCCACUAUGAGCCUCGCUGUCCCAAAAAAAUAUGUGUCAAUUGUGGAUCUCCAAACCAUAUGUAUUCCACAAUGUGUGCUAAUUGCUCAAAUUGGGGUUACAUUAAAUGUGCUGAAUGUGGACAAAACGGUCAUCCAGCUAGCCACUGUCCUGAUAUAUGGCGUCGAUACCAUAAUACCAUCACUUUGGAUACGCCACUAGAGGAGAACCGGCAAUUUAAAAAGCAUUACCAAUUGUUCUGUAGUGGCUGCACGCGUCGGGGUCAUUUAAUUCAUACAUGUCGCCUUACUCUGCCUUUCUCGGGACUGCCUAUUAAUUCUCCAUAUGUCGCACUGUAUAAACCUGUUUACUCACAUAUACGAGAUAAUCAGUAUUUAGAUUCUAAUGACCAACAAAACAGCAAACGUAAAAAUAGACAAGAUUCCACAUCUUCAACCAACCAUACAUCUCGUAAUGAGCAACUUAAACGGCAGUCAAAGUCACCAAUUACUCAUGACCAUCAGAAUAAAAAGAAGAAUCUCGGUAUACUCGGUAUACCUAAUGAUAAUGAAUCACCCCAAAGGACGAAAAGUCCAUCAAGCAAUCAUUUGCAAAGAAAAAAUUCUCAGAGUAAAGAUCAACCACCCACGACCAACAAUGAACCUGAACCAGCUAAAAAUCCUAAGAAAUCUUCAGAAAAUAUAACUACAGAAAAAGCUCUCGAUUUCAUACCCAUUUCGUCUGAUAAUUGUGACAAACAAGGACAAAUCAUUCAAGACAAUGAAGUAUCAGACACAAGUGAAGUUAUUACCUCAGCUAGAGUUUACGUAACAAAAGAAAUUGUGGACAAACUUAAGAUGGAGGAUGGUAGGAUGUGGUUGAAUGAAACUCUUAAGAAAAACAAAGUGACUCUAGAAAAUGAUAACAUUAUAUUCUUUUUGAGCAUUAAGGGAAGUAUCGGUAACCAGGAGGCUUUUCAAUCUGAACUCCGAGACUGGAUCAAUUUAAAACACCCGAGACAAGAACGUCUCGUAUCCGAAAGCGACGCCGAUGUCACACUGGAUUUGAUAAAUUAUCAAAGUGCUUUAAGCAAUAUACCCAAGAAUAGAAACAAUGUUUUGCGAAAGCUGAGCAAAGCUUUUGAUUCUUUAAAAAAAGACUUAGGUGAUCCUAAGGCUAUGUAUAAAGAGUUGAGGUAUCUCCAAAAUCGUCAUCAACAGUUAUUGAAUCAAAAAGUUGUCAGUCCGAAGCAGCUUUCAAAUAAUAAGGACAAUAUUAAUGGUAUGCUGCGAAAACUAAAUAUGGUAUUAUUAGGUCAAGCUGGCCUAGCAGAUGGAUCGAAACAUAUGAGUGAAUUGUAUUCAUUGCAAGAGAAGUUGACCAAUUUUAGACAGAAAAACAUACCAACUACUCUGCGCAAAGAGAUUGGAGAACACUACCAUUGUAUAUUUGCUGCUAUACCUAGAGACGAUUACACGGAUCUCCUAGGUAAAUAUUACAACAGCAAUCAGAGACCAGUGUUAAAGAAAAAAAAUUAUGAGUACAAGUCUUUUAAAGCGAGUCCUAAACUAAAUAAGAAAAAGUCUUUAAAUGCAAUCCAAUAUCAAAAGAAUGUUAAUACUGGAAUGCAGUAUGAAAACUAUGAGAAUAAUUCGUAUAUCCCUCAAAGACAUGCGGCACAGAUUACUAGGAAUAAGCUUAUUUUCUAUCAUCAGAGAUUGUUAAAUUCUCAGACUAAUGACAUUGUUCUGAGAAAGACGAGAAGUGAACUUAUGAAACAAAUUCAUAUGAGUAUUGGCCUGAUAAGCAAAAAUAAUCAGAUGUCUUCAAAGGAUUUGAAGAAAAUAAGAAAAAUUCAAGAACAAGCACAGUUGUUCUUGACUAAUGUUUAGAAUACGGAUAGUUACGUGGGUUGAUGUGACCCUUUACGGCGAAGUAAGAUCGCCGAUUAAGAAAUUGGAGAAUUCGCUAACAUAUUGCAAAUAUCCUUGAUGGAUUUUAUUUAUGUAAUGGCGGUUUUUCGUAUCAGAUGUAAGCGCACUAUAUAGUGCUUGUGAAAAUAAACUUCUUAGUGUAAAGCA